GACCGCGCGCGCUUCUCCGAAGUGCUGAUGGCGUGACCGCAGUAAGGCAGCCGGAGAGUGCAGCUCGGCUUAAACGUGCACUCGUCAUUUGGGGUGGAGAGACAUUGGAUGAGUGAAGCUCUCCACAGCUCUAACACAUCAUCUCAGAAGGAAAACCGGCUACUCUAGGGGACGUUCACAGCUUGGUCCACAGAUGCGUGACCUGCAUGAUAAUUCGUCGUUUCUGCGUCUCAUUCUGAGCGGAAUAUAAGGAGACGUUGCAUCUCGUCGGGUGGCUGUGGAGUCACAUACGGAACAACCUCCAGAUCCUCCGAUGAAUAUGUCCAUCGGUCACUCAUCUAGGAAACUAUGCAGCCGGACCACUUGAUGCAUUAUUAUUGCGACUGCCUUACAUAACGAGGCUUGGUGGGGGAUCCCGAAGAAACUGCUGCGCUUGGCUGAUUUGUGGCAGCAAGGGAAACGCAAGUAAAAAAAAAAAGACCAACAUUAAGCUAUACUAGCUAAUAUGAUUCGCCAAUCCACUGAUUCCUGGCACCAGUGAAAAGGUGAAGAUGAAUGGGAGCCAGAGGCUGGGAGGCGAGACCUUCAUGGUGGAGGCUGACGUCAUUCUUCACACUGUAAACUCUGACCUUGCCUCCCUCUCAGGCAUAGAUAGGAAAACAUGUCCGGCUCUGAUGAAGAAGGACAACGCCGUCCCUGUUAUCGGGGAAUUCCUGCAGUGCAAUCAGCCUCUCGAUUCAGAUGCUCCGGCCACAUUCGAGAGAGAGUACCUAUUGGACGCCGAAAUGACCUUCGACGAUCAGACGGGGGACAGCUUGAACGUUGCAAAGGAUCAACAGUUCCAGAUCUCAAACCAUAAGGCGGGUCUUGAAAUGAGGGAGGCCGUUAUAGUGAAGAACCUCAAUGGUAAAAUGGGCAAUGGUGACAACCACGGUGACGUCGUCAAGGCAGACAUUUCCCACGCUGGGGAUUCCUCUGUGUGCUUCCUGGACCCCGGAGCCCGAGAGGAAGCAGAUGGAAGUGCAUCAGCGAGUGCAGAGGCUUCUCAAAGAGGACAGUGUGAGAUAAACACAGGCCAGGGACAGGCUGUGCCUGACACUCAUUGUAUUACCACUGGCAGCCAGCCAGGGCUAGCGGAGCCGGUUCGCUCUUCCAUUCCCGGAUCCAGUGCGUCUCACCUGCCCGGCGAAGACAAUCCGGGGGGAUGUUCCGGGGACAGUGGGAGCCUCGGGCACCGGGAAAGCGGCCCAGGGGCAGAGAAUCCCCUGGCUGCGAAGGAACCCGAUUUGGUCAUUGAAGUCGGCGGGCAGAAAAUAAACGCUCACAAGGAGAUCCUGGCGGAGAAGAGUGACUACUUCAAAGCCAGGCUCUCGCGGGACAUCCUCAAAGUGAAGGGGCUGAGCUACAAGACGCUGUCCGUGCUGAUAGACUACAUCUACACCGCCCGGAUGACCGUGAGCAAGGACACCGUGGUGGACGUCAUCACGGGCGCCAAGAUCCUGCAGGUGCCCUGCGCCGUGCAGGCGGCCGUGGACUCCAUGUCGGAGCAGCUCACCGCCGAGAACUGCUACGAGGUGCUGAGCAUCGCCAAGAAGCAGCGCCUCGGCGAGCUCAAGGAGACCGCCUACCGCUUCAUGAGCGACCACUUCCUGCGGGUCCUGCGGGACCCCUCCGUGUACGGCCGCCUGACGGGCUCCGAGAGGGACCUCAUCCUGAGGAAGAGGACCGAGGGCCGGCCAACACUGAUGGUGGCCGAGGUCAACGACGUGUUCGACCGCGUGGGGGGCAGCAGGCCGGCCAGCCGUUGCAGCAGCCGUCCGCAGAGCCCCCUGUCGACGGCGUCGUUCGAGGAGGGCCACGCGAUGUACUACUACAACGAGACGGCCGGCGACUGGCGGGCCCUGACCGCCAUGCCCGAGGACAUCAACACCAAGGGCUGCGGGAUGUGCACCAUGUACAACUACCUGUUUGUGGCCGGCGGGAUCAAGGGCUACGGAGAGCGGGGGAAAGUGUCCGACCGGGUCUUCUACUACAACCCCGUCGACGACCGCUGGACGGAGGUGCGCCCCCUGAACCAGGCCCGCGCCCAGCUCAAGCUGGUGUCCAUGGACGGCCACCUGUACGCCAUCGGAGGGGAGUGCCUGUUCACCGUGGAGCGAUACGACCCGCGCACCGACCGCUGGACCACCGUGGCGCCCCUGCCCAAGGGGGCGUUCGCCGUGGCGCACGAGGCCACCACGUGCAACGGGGAGCUGUACGUCUCCGGGGGCUCCCUCUUCUACCGCCUGCUCAAGUACGAGCCCAAGCGGGACGAGUGGCAGGAGUGCCCCUACAACAGCAGCCGCAAGAGGUCCUCCGACAUGGUGGCCCUGAAGAGCUUCAUCUACCGCUUCGACGUGCACCGCGAGCAGGGCGUCGACGUGUUCAAAUAUAACACCAUCGUCAAGAUGUGGCAGGACUGCGCGUCCCAGAGUCUGGGCGGCGUCUCGCCCUUCCGCUGCGCGGUGAUCGGGAACUGCAUCUACUGCGUCAACAAGAGCCAGACGCUGCAGUUCGUGGUGGAGGAGGAGGGCGCCCACUUUGUGGAGGAGGCGCUGCGGCCCCCGCUGGAGGCUAAAGGGGUACUGUUUCCCUUCGUGCUUAGUUUGCCUGAGAAGCACGAGGCGGUGGCGUAGUGGGGGCACGGGCUCCAGAACAAUGGCGUGUCUCGGAGCAGGACUGGAAAAGGGCGACGGCCAACCCUUUGAUUCAGUAUCAGCGUUAUAUAUUUCAUUGUGUCCAAUGUACCUGCUUGAAGUGGAAUGUGUGUAUUUGCAUGGCAAAUUCAUGUGUCUACAGGGGCCAGCCUUAAGAAAAGGGACAAAAGUAAACUUUCAGUGUUGAAUGAAUGGACACAGCAACACAGCUGUAGAUAAUUACAUGAUGGAACUGACCUUAGGUGGUUGUGGAUUUUCUAUGUUCACCUUUGUUUUUGCGCACUUUUUAAAAUUCAGUUAGCAGAGAUAUUGUCAAGGACGUAUUUAAUUGUUGAUAAUGAAGAACUAUUUUAAACGUGUUGGCUCCAUCACGCCUGGACAAAGCUCUUAUCUAGACUUGUAACAAGUUUUUUAUUCCAAUCCAAAUCAAUUGGUGAUAAGGCCACAGUAUAAAACCACUGACUGCAACGGUUGGUGGGAACCCAGAAGCCUCAUCUCAACUGCCUUUGAACUGCUAUCACAGUGUCUAUUAAACGGCUACUACAGACGUUAAUAAACACAUGAUGCUACCCAUGUAGAAUUCCAGAACAUUGAUUGUGCUUAAUGUUCAUGUUAGAAACCCUCUUGACUUGAGGUCACCAUUGUUGUGAUGUAGGGAUGUAAAGCUUAACAAGAAGAAGCAAAAUAAGCAUUUGCCAUUUGGAUAUUUGUUGUGAUUGGAAAACUGUGAACAAAUGAUUGGCUUAUUACAAAGGGAAACGUGUGUGUAUAUGGAUUUCAGACACUAUUUGGGUUGUUACUACAAACUUGGUUUAAAGUGAUUAUUUGCCACGUUCUCCAAAGAAUAAAAUAGGACUUAAAUGAGAUUAAAAGAGCACUAUGUAUCUUACAGAUAUUUUUGAUAUGCAUUGUGUUUAUCAGAUAGCAUAUGAAAAGCACUCCUGUGACUUACACACUAUAAUCCCAUCCAGAAUCAAGCAAAAGCUUUGGUUUCCAAUAGGAGGGCAUCCUAUCUGCCCUAAAAGCACUAUGAGGGAAGUUCAAUAUAACCUAUGCACAAAGGCACUUCUGACCGUCUUGUGAAUCAAUUGAUCCAUGGAAGAUCACAUGUCACAGUAAUGACAAGAUAAGAUAAUUCCUAAGAAAUAUUUUAUUUUCUAUAUAUGCCACAACGCAAUUAACUGCAUAUCAUGUUGAGUUCUGACAAUAUUUGUUGCCAUUGCAAUAAACUAUCAGUGUGAGUUUGGAUUUUCCCCAUCAGGAAAGAAAUGCUUUUAGUUAUGCUUUACAAUGUUUCAGAGCAUUCACUGUGAAAAUGUAUGUGUUUGGAAUGCUGGUUUAGUAUCUCCCUGGAAUCAAUAUUUGUUGAAUAUUUUUUGACUGAAUGCAGCUUUUAGUGAUGAUGGUGAUGAUGAUGCGAUGCUAGUUGAAAAGCUUUCUGUCCAAGUCAUUUUUAUCAAGCUUAAAGUUAACUAACUGUUGGAUGCCGUCCAAACUAAGUGCUUCAAAUAAACCAUUUUGUGGUUGAACGUUU
Messenger RNA from Gadus morhua (Atlantic cod), 4230 nucleotides. It is a transcript of the gene kbtbd11, whose product is annotated as kelch repeat and BTB (POZ) domain containing 11. Lineage: Eukaryota; Metazoa; Chordata; Actinopteri; Gadiformes; Gadidae. Gene Ontology annotation, molecular function: protein binding. The record is from RefSeq and is a predicted model, not a curated record. Bases 552 to 2675 code for a protein of 707 amino acids. The transcript is spliced from 2 exons.